AGUGUCAAUGUUGUGGGUGGGUGAUUUUUUGUGUUCACUCGAUUCGUAAACAUUUACAAAAAUAUUGAAUGCAAUUUGAACAAUUUUCAAAAAAGAUUAUAAAAACUAAUCGAUUAUAUUAAAAAAUUGUUUUCUUUCUAAAAUUCAACAAGUCGCCCACAAUGUCUCGACAAACAUCUCGUCUUGAUGCUAAGAAAGUUAAUUCCGAGCUACUCACUCUUACAUACGGUGCUUUAGUAUCUCAAAUGCUCAAAGAAACUGAGAAUACAGACGAUGUUAAUAAGCAAUUGGAGCGUAUUGGUUACAAUAUGGGCGUGAGGCUGAUUGAGGAUUUCCUAGCUCGUACAACAUCGACUCGGUGUUUGGAAAUGAGAGAGACUGCUGAUAAAAUUCAGCAGGCAUUCAGGUUAUAUCUCAACAUGCAACCAACAGUAACUAGCUGGAGCAGUUCUGGUGAUGAGUUCUCACUUGUUUGGGAUCAGUGCCCAUUGAGUGAGUGGGUGGAGAUGCCAAAUAAUGGGCUGAAGUAUUGUGCUUUGAUCCCUGGUGCGAUAAGAGGAGCAUUACAAAUGGUUCAGCUAGAGGUUCAGUGCUGGUUUGUGCAGGACCAACUCAAAGGCGACGCUGUGACAGAGCUAAGGGUGAAGUACAUCAAGAGAUUAGAAGACGCUGUUCCGGCCGGUGAAGAUUAGAACUGUUAUUUUCGUACUGUGGUUAUUAAUAUUAUAUUCAUUGAUUUUUAUAUUAAACAAACAAUAAAACAAAUGAUCUGGAUCUUUCAAAAAAGCUAGGUAACAGACAAGCAAAGCAUUUCUCUCACUCAAUUCCUCAAUCGAUUGAUCUUGAUCUUCUGAGGUCAUUUGAGUUCAACUUUUAUGCUUAAUUCUGUAUUAAAAAAUAGUUAUGUUAAUUUUGCUACCUUCUUAGAAAUUUUGGGAUCGUGUCAAUACACGACAUCCCAAAAUGAUGUCGUGUCAAGUGUGCGCAAGCGCUAAAAGGGGCGAAAGGAUAAAUUCCCAAGGCGCAUUGGUUUCAAGCAAUUUUUUUUUUCGCCAUACUGCCAUUAUUGGAAUGUAGAGCUAACAGCCUUAAGACAGAAAUCAUCAAUAUUUAUUUUAUAUGAAAAGAAACUAUAGAUCCAUUAUGUUACAUGUCUUUUUAAUAUUCUAAGUUUAUUGUUGAUAAAAUAUCUAUCACAAAAUGUAUGUAACUAGCAUACUUACUAAAUAAAAAUUAUUUAAUUUA
Messenger RNA from Amyelois transitella, 1245 nucleotides. RefSeq names its product trafficking protein particle complex subunit 3 (gene Bet3). Lineage: Eukaryota; Metazoa; Arthropoda; Insecta; Lepidoptera; Pyralidae. Gene Ontology annotation, cellular component: cytosol; cis-Golgi network membrane; TRAPP complex. Gene Ontology annotation, biological process: intra-Golgi vesicle-mediated transport; endoplasmic reticulum to Golgi vesicle-mediated transport. Bases 162 to 692 code for a protein of 176 amino acids. The transcript has 4 exons. The record is from RefSeq and is a predicted model, not a curated record.